AUGGCGGACACCAAGGCGACUGGCUCCCAGGCCCCGCGGGAGAAGCUGGAAGCCCAGGUCAAGUCUGCCGAUAUGACCGAGGAGAUGCAAACUGAGGUUAUCGAAGUCGCCCAGGAAGCCAUGGUCAAGUUCAGCAUUGAGAAGGACAUCGCGCAGCACAUCAAGAAGACCUUCGACGACCGAAAGGGGCCUACUUGGCACUGCAUCGUGGGACGAAACUUUGGUAGCUUUGUCACUCAUGAAACUAAGCAUUUCAUCUACUUCUACCUCGGUCACUGCGCGAUUCUCCUGUUCAAGACCCAGUAG
Messenger RNA from Thyridium curvatum, 306 nucleotides. RefSeq lists its product as uncharacterized. Gene Ontology annotation, biological process: microtubule-based process; cilium assembly. The transcript has 7 exons. Gene Ontology annotation, cellular component: cytoplasmic dynein complex. Gene Ontology annotation, molecular function: dynein intermediate chain binding; dynein light intermediate chain binding. The coding region runs from base 1 to 306 and encodes 101 amino acids. NCBI's taxonomy places the organism in Eukaryota, Fungi, Ascomycota, Sordariomycetes, Thyridiales, Thyridiaceae. The record is from RefSeq and is a predicted model, not a curated record.